AUGUGUGAAAAUAGUGAUUAUGAUGAGGAUCUUGCCCUUCUUGAAUCGAUAACAAGUCAUGUGCUCGAUGAUUCUCGAUUCCCAUUUCCGUUAGAGUGGCUGCCGCCGCCUAGCUCCGACGCCGCCAGUAGUGUGAUUGUAAAGGGCGAGCCUGAUAUCAGCUUUGAAAUGUGUGACAAUUUGAAUUUUCCGACGGUGGCUCUGCCAGAAAGGGCGUUGGAAGUGGAUAUUGAGCAAGUGGCACCGCCACCCAGAGGGAAGCACUACAGAGGGGUCCGGCACCGGCCGUGGGGGAAGUUUGCUGCAGAGAUAAGGGACCCUGCAAAAAACGGCGGCCGCGUGUGGCUCGGGACAUAUGAGACGGCGGAGGAUGCUGCAUUAGCCUACGACCGGGCGGCGUAUCGUAUCCGCGGCUCGCGUGCAUUGCUGAAUUUUCCUCUUAGGAUAAAUUCUGGAGAGCCGGAGCCAGCUAAGAUCACAUCAAAAAGAUCAUCGUCCUCGCCUAGUCGUUCUUUGUCUUCAGGGUCAUCGGAAAUUGGGUUGCCUAAGAAGCGGAAGAUGACGGGUGGGAGUGGUGGCGCCACCGGUGGUUCAAAGUAG
Fraxinus pennsylvanica is the source of this 600-nucleotide messenger RNA. The record is from the annotation of a GenBank genome assembly. Lineage: Eukaryota; Viridiplantae; Streptophyta; Magnoliopsida; Lamiales; Oleaceae.